Messenger RNA from Falco peregrinus (peregrine falcon), 6317 nucleotides. It is a transcript of the gene TPH1, whose product is annotated as tryptophan hydroxylase 1. Gene Ontology annotation, biological process: aromatic amino acid metabolic process; serotonin biosynthetic process. Bases 2649 to 4085 code for a protein of 478 amino acids. Gene Ontology annotation, cellular component: neuron projection. Gene Ontology annotation, molecular function: tryptophan 5-monooxygenase activity; iron ion binding. Lineage: Eukaryota; Metazoa; Chordata; Aves; Falconiformes; Falconidae. The record is from RefSeq and is a predicted model, not a curated record. The transcript is spliced from 12 exons.
GGUUCUGACAACUCCUAAAAGGAGGUGGGAGAUAGAUGCAGAAGAUACCGGCGUGGAGUUAUUCUGGAGCAAGUUUGGGGUUGCCCAGGCUGAUUCCUGCACUGGGCAUGUGUUUGUGGGACAAACCCAGCAAAAGCGGCUGCGUGUAGCCCCAAGACGCAAACUUUUUGUAGCCUUUCUGCUCCUCCAGCCUUUCUGGAUGCUGGAGUAGGUGGGUAAGGACAGUGUCCAGCACUGCAUUGGGGCAGCAUCAGCAUCUGUGUGAGCGCAUCUUGGAGCCCACCCAGCUCGCUUCCCUCUUGACCAGGGCUCUCAGUGAUGAACUUGGGGAUUAGAUUCAAUUGUUCAUUGCAGUGUUGUCACUAACUUUCAUGAAUGGAUCUAGAGCCAACCCUCGAGGUGGAAGUGUUGAAAAUAAUCACAGCUCUGCUCCACAGCUGCCAUCUUCUGCAUUAGAAGAGCUCUUAAUCCUGCAGUACCCUCUGUGUGGUAGGCUUAGUUUUGGUCCAUGGUGUAAAGGCUGAGCGUGCUUUUUUGGAAGCACUUGCUGAACGCAGCACAGCAUGAUGUGGGUGCCCUCACAGGGUAGAGCAACUGCUGUCAUGAUUUAAUUAACUAGUUGUUCUGCUGAUCCCCGAGUUUACUCAGGCUUGAAAGAAGUAAACUUAAUUAAAUUAAACAAAGCUUUUUCCUUCCCACACAUCCUCUGGGCCCUUUGGUUUCUUCCGAGAGAUAACAAAAAGCUUAUAAAUAACAGGUGCAGUCUGUUGUUGUUGACCUGUUGCAGAAGGCUAGCAGGAGAGAGAUUAUGCACAGGUGCAGUAUGUGCAUAGCAUCAGAGGAAGAGGGGUUUUAAAUGUUUGGUUUGGGUUUUUUUUAAUUUAAAUUCCUGUGUUAGGUUGGCAAAAGGAUAAAAACGUUGAGGUUUCAGUGUUGCCUGUUGCAGGUCAAGAUAAUUUUGACAAGAAGUAAUGUUCGAGUUGAAACCUUAUCAAAACAGAGGGAAGAGAUAAAAGAGGUUUGAAUUCAGUUCUCAGCUUAUCCAAAGGCUUUCUGUAUUGAACCGCCUUAAGCUGCGUAACCCCUUUGCUGCCUUGCCAUGUGAUUCAGCAGCAGAGCUGGAUUAAGUGUUUUCUGCCAGCCAGAAGGGACUGCCUGUUCAGUUGUACUGCUCAACCGUCUGCCUGCGCGUUUUCGAGAGCACGGUCACAAACUGAAAGCAGUUUCUUUGUCAGGGCACAGGUGGAGCAUGUUGUGUUAAAAGCCCAUCAUUGUCCAAACGUGGCCUCUUCCUCCUCUCCAGUGGAGCUUCCCUUGACUGCAGUUUACGCCUGCCCUCUCCUAACACUGCAUCUUCUUUGCUAGUCUUGAGAAUGUGCUGGAGAGGUUUAUAGAGGGAGAUGUAAUCACAGGAAAGGCAAUUCCCUUUUAUUCUACUACAUGCAUUUAUGUCAUGUUUUGUCAUUUGCCAAUGAUACAGCGUGUGUCUAUGCAGAUGUCGGUUAUGGAGGGCUAUGCCCUAUUUACCAGCAAAUCCCUGAUAACUACUUUUACCAAGUGCUUUUUCAGGUGAAUUUGCACCUGCCUAUCAGGAAAUUCAUUCUAGAAUUCUUGACUGCUUGUACUAACAAGGUAAGAAAAAGUGGGUGGGGUGAAAAAGCUUAAUAAAAGCAGGAAAUACCGAAUCUAUUUAAUCCCCUUUGUCCUCUGGAGCAAUUCUCCCAUCAAUUGAAAACAAAGUUGAUCAAACACAAUCUGUUCUUGCCUAAAAACAGGUUUUAAAAUAAGCAAAUAUUUUGCCGAGGUAGUUUGCCAGAUAUUAAAAAUUAGCUUGACUAAUCCAGAAUGAACUUUUUUUCAUCUUUUCUUUCUAAAAAUUAGUACUGUCUUUUCCCAUCCCUAGUACUUUUCCAUUUAAUUCCUAAAAGCGCCGUGAGUAGAUGGAAGGUUAGUUCACUACGUACACUGGUGUGAACUGUACCAAGCUCUGCUUGCACAAAUGCGUCUUCCUUACAUCUUCCUUAACCUGUUCUGGUCUCGGCUCGCAUCCUUUUGUCAAUAUUCAGUUACACAUCUGCUCACAGUUUGCCACCUUAAUCUUUUAUCCAUUAUCCUGGUUACUGUUUAGCUAAUGCUUUUAGCCUUGAAUAUUCUUAUAAUGUUGUAUUUCUCUGAAACAAAAUUUGGUACCAAGCGUUACUAAAAGCAAAGCCCUCUAAUCAGGCAGAUGAAACUCAUUAGCGUUACAUUUCAAGGAGCCUUUCUUUGAUGCAAACUAAUUAAUUUUGCUCCAUUGCAAAAUUGUCCUAACUAUAAUGGGAGCUAAAAUCUAAUAAGAUAAAAGAAACUCAGAGGGGGGAAAACAUGUCUGUCAUGAGAACACAGCGAGAUGAACAGCUUUUGCCAGUCUUGGAAAUGAUGAUGUCUUUUACAGCUCUGAGGCUGAAUGUUCUGCAAUUGCUGGCGUGUUUAAAGUCCCUACUGUGAAUUGAUGGAUUGACAUUGCUUGCUGGUUUUCAUCCUUACAGCGGAAACAGCCUGUUUUGCCAUGUGAGCACCAGGAUUUCAGCAGAUGGGGCGGUGUGUCAGUGUGUCUGAAGUCUUCAAGCUGAGAACGGUCCUCCAAGCUCAUUUCACUUUGAAACACUAUGGGAUGUAACAGAUUGACUAGGAACGAAAAACUGGCCACAUCCUCCGUUUCGGAAAGACUGAUCGUCUCCAGUGUGGAGUUAAAUAAAUCAAACUACAUGAUGAUUGAUGAUAAUAAAGAGAAUGAAGACCACGCGUCUGAAAGAGGAGGAACAGCCAUCAUUUUUUCCUUGAAGAAUGAAGUAGGGGGACUUGUAAAAGCAUUAAAACUCUUUCAGGAGAAGCAUGUAAAUCUGGUACACAUUGAGUCACGGAAGUCCAAGAGACGAAAUUCUGAAUUUGAGAUCUUUGUGGACUGUGACAGUAACAGGGAACAACUGAAUGAGAUGUUCCAGCUCCUGAAAUCCCACGUCAACGUUGUCUCCAUGAACCCGACAGAGCAUUUCAAUGUCCAGCAAGAUGACAUGGAGAAUGUUCCCUGGUUUCCAAAGAAGAUCUCAGAUUUGGAUAAGUGUGCAAACCGAGUGCUGAUGUACGGGUCUGAUUUGGAUGCUGACCAUCCAGGUUUCAAAGACAAUGUCUAUCGCAAGAGGAGAAAGUAUUUUGCAGACCUGGCUAUGAACUACAAACAUGGUGACCCAAUUCCCAAGAUUGAAUUCACCGACGAGGAGAUUGAGACUUGGGGGACUGUAUAUCGAGAGCUUAACAAGCUUUACCCAACUCAUGCCUGCAGAGAGUACCUUAAAAACUUACCCUUGCUCACCAAAUACUGUGGGUACAGGGAAGACAAUAUCCCCCAGCUGGAAGAUGUGUCCCGCUUCCUGAAAGAGCGCACAGGUUUUACCAUUCGCCCCGUUGCUGGAUAUCUGUCACCCAGAGACUUCUUGGCAGGAUUAGCCUUUAGAGUUUUUCACUGCACUCAAUAUGUUAGACACAGCUCGGACCCUCUCUAUACGCCAGAGCCUGAUACAUGCCAUGAGCUCCUAGGCCACGUCCCUCUUUUGGCUGAACCCAGUUUUGCCCAGUUCUCCCAGGAAAUUGGUCUUGCGUCACUUGGAGCAUCAGAUGAGGCUAUCCAAAAAUUGGCAACAUGCUACUUCUUUACUGUAGAGUUUGGUUUGUGCAAGCAAGAGGGACAGCUACGAGUUUAUGGGGCUGGCUUGCUCUCUUCGAUUAGUGAGCUCACGCACUCACUCUCUGGCAGUGCCAAAGUCAAGCCUUUUGAUCCGAAGGUCACCUGCAAGCAAGAAUGCCUCAUUACAACUUUCCAGGAGGUUUACUUUGUUUCUGAAAGUUUUGAAGAAGCAAAGGAAAAGAUGAGAGAGUUUGCAAAAACCAUCAAGCGCCCAUUUGGUGUGAAGUACAAUCCAUAUACUCAAAGUGUGCAGAUCCUGAAAGACACAAAGAGCAUCGCCAGCGUGGUGAACGAGCUACGUCACGAGCUGGACAUUGUCAGCGAUGCCCUCAGCAAGAUGGGCAAGCAGCUGGAAGUUUAACGCCCCUGUCAGCAGUGUGGUGCACUUGGCAACUUUUUUCUUUUCCCUACUGAUUUCUUUCUAGGAAUGUAAUGUGUUGUGUGCAGAACUCUCUCCUUUAUAAAUGGAAGAGUGAAUGGCCCAUAAGGAUAACAACUUUAUCUUGUUUCUGUGUGAAGUCCCUUAAAGAACGUAUUCCUCCAUGCCCCUUGGAUAAAAAAGGCUGGAGUUGCCUUUGAGAAGCUGGUGGGGGAGUAGAGAAAUUGCUAGACUGGAGCAAAAGUGUGGUCAGUGGAUUAGGGCUGGGGUCAGAUGCUGCAGGAGAUGGCUUCUGAGGCAAUAACGGAGUAAUUUGCCAUAGGAAAAUGUCUGUUUCUGACUCUAGUAGUCUAUGCUACUAAUUUUAUAGCAUUGCGGACUUCAUAGCGUGGAAGCGAUAGUAACCAGUGCCUCUAAGUCUGUGCUACUGAGUUUAAAACUUGAAUGAUUACAAUGCAGGCAUCAGGACACAAAUAGCUGCAGGCUCACCAUGAUUAAAUUGAGGGGUCAAAUUGGGCUUUCAAAGGGGUCAUUCUUGCCCCCAAAGAACUGCACAUGUGCCAUUUGGCAUGCUUCUAGUAUAAGGCAGAGAUACAGAGCUGUUGCAUGAAAUCCCAAUCCUGUUUAUUUUAAAAGAUUUACUAUUGGCUCAGUGUGUCAGGUUUUUUGUUCUUGACCUUGAUAUUGCCCCCAAGGGAAGAUCUUUCUUUACAGAAAUACCAUUUGCCUUUUUCCUGAUUGAAUUAAUUUAGCAAAAAAGUAUAGCAAGCUGUCAGGUACUGAUUUGGCACAAAGCUUAAAACCGCUUCCAAAUUACAAUUUAAUAUUUGAAAUAGUUUCAUUGGUUCUAAAAGAACACCAAAGUUUAACGUAACAGCCAAAGGUCAUAGUCUAGUCUGCUUUUCGUAAGAGUAAGCAUCCUAUUGAUUGCUCAGUCACUUUAUUGACCUGCACAAAGAUGUAUUUUGUUUCUUCUUUACUAGGCCUGAACACCUUCCUUCCCUAUCAAGCGAAAGAUAACUAGAAGGUCCCAGCAUUUCAUAGGAAUUCCCCGGCUGUGAAUGCAACAAGCUACCUUGUAGCAUAAAAUAUAUAUAAUUCCAAAGAGCACUUUACAAGUGGUGGGAAGCACUAUCCUGCUGAAUUGUCCGUGUCACCUAGUAGCAAACUUCCCUGUUUCCAGGGCUCCAUGAUUUCAAGUAUCCUGCACAGCUGCACAAAGCUGUGCCAGCUGCUGUUUCUGCCGCCCCUGCCCACGAAAUGCGUAGAAGAUACACGAGACACUUGAGUGGAAGAUCUGUGAUGUGUUUAAUAGCAUGCUAGGCACUGAUUCUUCAUAGGCAGAGCUUAUCGGGAAAUCCGGAAUUUGUAGCUGUGCAGCUCACUGGAAAAAACGAUUGAAAUCUUAAAUACACUGGAAAUAGUAGCCCAGGAUUUUGAGAGCUUGAAAGGACUUUCAUCAACCUUUUGUGCUUGAAAAUCAGUUUGAGUUUUGUAUGCUUUCUAGUAGGCCACAUCUACUCCAUAAGCAAUCGCUGGCUCAAUCUUUCCAAGUGUAUUCACUGUUUAAAUCAAUCUACAUAUUUUUUUCUGUGACUAUUAACCCACUAUAACCUUUUUAUUAUUUAAAGAACAUGUAAGAUGUAGAAAUAAUGGUCUACGACAUUUAUGGCUUACAUUACACUUCAAAAUAGAUUUUAGGAGCUUUGUCAUUCUAAAGAAGAAACCUCACACGCAUAUAGUAAGGGAGGAUCUAUUUUGUCUGCUUCUGUGAUAACAGUUAAUAUUCAGCUGCAUUUUUAUAAAUGUUGAGAUUAUUAUGUUGUUGAAAAACACAUAGAUCUGUGUUACUUCAAACCUUUAUCUCAACUAUGUAUGCGUUUCAAGUAGGAAACCUUAUACUUGAUAAAUUAGCACCUAAUUUUGAACACUUUGGAAAAACAGCAAUUGUAUCUUUAUUUGCACUUGUGUAGCAAAAAGAUUUAAGUAAACUGCUGGAAGUAAUAGGGAGAUCAUUUCCACAGCAUUAGUAACACAUAUGCUUGGCUUCACACAUCCAAACCUUCUGGCUAUGUAGAACAGUAAUAACUUAAAUAUUUUAAACUAUUACGGAGGCUUUAAAUGUCAAUGAAAUAAAUGACUUUUUGGUAAUUAUUAGAAGAAAAAACCCCAACCCUUGACUUCAGCACUGUAGCAAUAAACAUGAAGCACUCA